CUAAAACGUGGGAGUAAAGCCUCAGCCUCUCACUGGCGCCUCAACUUCAUGAAUAGCACGUCACGUCUUGCUUCUUUCUGACUCCUACAAAAUCUUUGUUUGGAGAAAUCUUCCAGAGGGCUUGCAGUUUAGGCGGCGAUUGGUUUAGACGCACAAACAAGCAGACGAGCAACCAAGGGAUCUGGGGGCUCAUACCUGCGGCAGCCAACUCAUUCAGCGGAUUCUUUGGUUCAUCUGAUCAGUACAUAGUCUGCAAUCAAUUUUCACUCUGUUAAAAGGCGAACAAGGGCAAAUAGAGUACAGAUGGCUGGAAACAUGUUUGGCCGGUUGUUUGGAAAACCCAAGGAGGAGGUUUCUCCUUUGAGUACUCUAGAAAAACUCAACGAGACAUUAGAGAUGCUGGAAAAGAAGGAGAACCUGAUGCAGAAAAAGAUUGCACAGGAGAUGGAGAAGGCAAAGGAGUUCACACGGGCGAAGAAUAAGAGGGCGGCUAUACAAUGUCUGAAGAGGAAGAAACUGUAUGAGCAACAAGUAGAGCAGCUAGCAAACAACCAGCUUCGGAUUCAAGAUCAGAUGAUCAUGUUGGAGAGCGCCAAGGUGACGACGGAGACGGUGGAUGCGCUGCGGAGUGGGGCGCAGGCGAUGCGGGCGCAGCUCAAGACGACCAAGAUUGAUGACGUGGACAAGACCAUGGACGAAAUUAACGAGUCGACUGAGGACAUGAAGGCCAUCCAGGAAGCGCUGGCGAAUCCUGUGGGCGGCAUGGCCGAGUUUGAUGACGACGACCUGUUGACCGAGCUGGAGGAGUUGGAGGGCCAGGAGCUGGACGAGCAGCUGCUAGCGCCCUCGACCGCCGCGCCCGCCACGCACCUCCCCUCCGUGCCCACCGCCAGGGUGCCCGCACAAGCCGGCAAAGCGCAGCCCGUACGAACCGAAGAGGACGACGAAUUAGCAGCCCUUCAAGCGGAGAUGGCACUAUAGCUUCUCACUGCAAAGAGUCUUGGCGUCAGAAAUGCACUUGGGGUACCUUAUGUUGAUCAAGCGCUUGAGAUCGGGAGAUGUUGCCAGUCUGGUCUUGGGGCCGCACACGCAUCGGCUGUGUGCCCUUCGUAGUAAGCUGCGGCUACCACACCUCGUGGGGGACGAUCGGUGGAUUCAAAGAAGGCCCACUUGUAGAGAAGACGGGUCGUCCGAAUGGGUCCUUCGAAGUGGGGCUGUCUUUGACGGACCUGCUGUUAGUGUUUCUUCUUGUAUAAAGACGUUUUUCUAUGCUUUUGUAAAGCUUUAUUAUUACCCAUCUCCUUUCAAAGCCAAACAUCUUGUGUGAUUCCAGAC
This is a messenger RNA of Klebsormidium nitens, 1335 nucleotides long. The record is from the annotation of a GenBank genome assembly. NCBI's taxonomy places the organism in Eukaryota, Viridiplantae, Streptophyta, Klebsormidiophyceae, Klebsormidiales, Klebsormidiaceae.